Mangifera indica (mango) is the source of this 1288-nucleotide messenger RNA. Its product is annotated as L-ascorbate peroxidase 3-like. The transcript is spliced from 9 exons. The record is from RefSeq and is a predicted model, not a curated record. NCBI's taxonomy places the organism in Eukaryota, Viridiplantae, Streptophyta, Magnoliopsida, Sapindales, Anacardiaceae. Gene Ontology annotation, biological process: hydrogen peroxide catabolic process; cellular response to oxidative stress; response to reactive oxygen species. Gene Ontology annotation, molecular function: heme binding; peroxidase activity. The coding region runs from base 185 to 1054 and encodes 289 amino acids.
CCAAGCAGAGCAAUCCUUUUCUUACGUUUCAUCUUAUUUCUUCCCAACUCUUCAAGCAAUUCGUUUCUUUCGAUUCUCUUCCUAGGUAUUUUUCUCGGUAAAGUUCUCUAUAUAAUUGCGAAGAAGCUUGAUUCAGCCGUGUCUUUCAUUGUUUUUGUUUUGAGAACAUUCUAAGAAUCAUACAAUGGUGGGACGUAUAGCAGUAGACGCAGAGUACUUGAAGGCGAUAGAGAAGGCUCGUAGAGACCUUCGGCAUCUUAUCUACAGCAAGAGCUGCGCUCCUAUACUUCUUCGCUUGGCGUGGCACGAUGCUGGAACUUAUGAUGCUAAGACCAAAACUGGCGGGCCGAAUGGAUCCAUUAGGCAAGAGAAAGAGUAUUCGCAUUCAGCAAAUAAGGGUUUAAAGAUUGCCAUAGAUUUACUGGAGGGAAUCAAGGCCAAGCAUCCUAAAAUUACAUACGCUGACCUUUAUCAGCUAGCUGGGGUUGUCGCCGUGGAGGUCACUGGAGGACCCACUAUUGACUUUGUUCCUGGCAGAGAGGAUUGUACAGAGUGCAUCGAAGAGGGGCGUCUUCCUGAUGCAAAACAAGGUGUAGCACAUCUAAAGGAUGUCUUUUAUCGGAUGGGUCUAUCUGACAAGGACAUUGUUGCGCUGUCUGGUGGCCACACAUUGGGGAAGGCACAUCCAGAAAGAUCAGAAUUUGAGGGUGCCUGGACAAAGGAUCCUGCAAAAUUCGACAACACAUACUUUGUGGAGCUUCUGAAAGGAAAGUCGGAGGGGCUGUUACAACUUCCGACAGAUAAGGCUUUACUGGAGGUUCCAGAGUUCCGCCGCUAUGUGGAGUUAUAUGCAAAGGAUGAGGAUGCAUUCUUUGCAGAUUAUGCAGCGUCACAGAAGAAACUUUCAGAACUAGGCUUUAAUCCAUAUCCCUUGGGUUCUAAGGGUGCGGCGAAGAACUUUACUGUAUUAGCACAAGCUGCAGUUGGAGUUGCAGCAGGUGCAGCCGCGGUGAUCUUCAGUUACUUUUAUGAAGUUCACAGAAGAGUCAAGUGAAGAAGUUUAAAUUUUAUCAAUAACACAUGUAACACAUAUUGGAAAUUUCAAUGGGUUUCUUGAUUGAAUUUGAUUACUGGCAAGUCCCAUUUGUUCUUGAUUGAACAAAUGGGCCUUUUAUGUGGAAUGAUCAUACAUUUUCUCAUUUCAUUGUGGGCAUCAGCUUUCGUUAGCUGCCCUGAGCUUGGCCCAGACCUCUUUAACUUUCAACUAGACAUUUAAUUCCUUUUUCAA